AUGGAUUUAAUUAAAACUGCUCAAGAUAUGGCUAAAACUACAAACUCUGAAAUGCCAAAUGCAGUUUUAAUGUUUCAAUUGCUAAUAGCAGUUUUCAAAGAGGAAGAGCGAUUUCUAUUGACAGUAAUUCCUAUCGAAACCACUGAUGAUGUAACAAAGAUGCUGGCACCAACAGUGUAUCCAACUGUUAUGAUCAGAGGAACGUCCAUUUUUGAUCCCAAUGCUCAGGUUGUAGUUGUUAUCGAGAACAGCGUUCUUAUCACAGUUUUAGAUGUUGUGGAAGGCAUUGAAGUUGCCUUUUCAGCAUACUACGUAUUUGGUUAUUCGUAUGUUCCGAAAUUACCAAAGUCAUUAGAGUUUAUUCAAAGGUUCAUAUUCGAUCUUAAUCCAGUUGCUCAGGGUGACAAACGCGCCAAAGGCGCUAAAAGAAGAUUGAAAACAUUUGACGUGAAAGUAAAAAAUCUUAUGUCAGCUCUUCAAAAAAUUACUGAGCCUCUUUGA
Molecule: messenger RNA, 501 nt
Organism: Belonocnema kinseyi
Lineage: Eukaryota; Metazoa; Arthropoda; Insecta; Hymenoptera; Cynipidae
Exons: 4
Coding region: 1-501 (166 amino acids)
Source: RefSeq, a predicted model, not a curated record